AUGUCUUAUACGACUUCAUCUGAUUCUUCUGCAAUCAAUGUUUCCAGUCCAUAUUACAUUGGAUCUUCUGAUAAUCCCAAUUCCAUUCUUGUUUCCACUGUUUUCAAUGGAAUUGGAUUUCAAUCAUGGAAACGAUCGAUGAUUCUUUCUUUAUCUAACAAAAACAAACUAGGAUUUGUUGAUGGAUCCAUUACGCCUCCUGCAAUCAAUUCUUCUGCAUAUUUGAAUUGGCACAGGGCCAAUUCAAUGGUUAUCAGUUGGAUUCUAAAUUCCUUGACCAAAACAAUCGAUGAUAGCGUCCUUUUUUUACCUACUACCUUUGAGAUCUGGAAUGAGCUUCACCAACGAUUUGAACAAUCAGAUGGAACUCUUCUUUACAACAUUCAACAACAAUUGUUUUCUCUUUCACAAGGUACCGAUGAUUUUUCUACCUACUUCACCAAAUUAACAAAAAAUUUGGGAUGA
Lactuca sativa (garden lettuce) is the source of this 465-nucleotide messenger RNA. RefSeq lists its product as uncharacterized. The record is from RefSeq and is a predicted model, not a curated record. Lineage: Eukaryota; Viridiplantae; Streptophyta; Magnoliopsida; Asterales; Asteraceae.